Messenger RNA from Papilio xuthus (Asian swallowtail), 1108 nucleotides. RefSeq lists its product as uncharacterized. Bases 50 to 751 code for a protein of 233 amino acids. The record is from RefSeq and is a predicted model, not a curated record. The transcript has 5 exons. Lineage: Eukaryota; Metazoa; Arthropoda; Insecta; Lepidoptera; Papilionidae.
AAUUUGUGGGCAGUGAGGCGUACGUGCGGGCGAAGCGCAGUCCAUAGAGAUGAAGGCAAAAACGAUUCUCACCCUUGUGGGCGUGUGUUGUUUUACAUUCGCCCUCUGCACCUCCGGGGGCGGGGUGACGGAUGGGGUGGUUGAAGAACCAAUGGGACUCGAGGCGACCGGGGAGGGAAAGAGAGAGGUUCAGAGGCCGGAAGUAGUCCUUCAGCUGAAGUACGACGGAGGGGCGUUAAAUAGGAUAUACCUCGCACAGUUCAGGCAGGGCCAGAGGGCGCCCUCAGUGCCGGCCCGGACCGAUCUCUGUGCGGACCUUUGUCACGCAGGUCUGGGCGGCACCGCAUGCGGCGCCAGCUGCCCACAGCUCAUGCCGGUGGGUCUUCAGAGCGCACUGUCCGACGGCAACACCAGCGACGUGGUAUACGGCGAGCCCAGGGUGUACGUGUGCCCAACUCUCUGCGAGAACCAUCUCGGCGAGCCAUUGUGCAGUUGCAGUAACAGAGACGAGCGAGUGAUACGGAAGGAGGUCGACUGGAGCGGAAUAUGUGACGCGUUCUGUAUCACCGACAGAUACGUACUAUCUGGUUGUCCGGCAUGUCGCGAAACCUAUCCGUCGGCUGUAGCACCGGAAUACGCUAUGGUAAGUCGUCUGAACACCGCGGAAAGCUGGUCAUCAUGGUGCAACGUGCAAUGCCGCCAGGGUCAAGGGGGAGCCGCUUGCAACUGCGACCGCGCCCCAUUCCAAUAGACCCAUAACGGCAUAUGGCCACAUAACUGCAAUAGGCCACGUAACGUAAAUAGGUCACCAAACACCAAUAGGCCACGGAAUGGCAAUAGGUCGCGCAACGUCAAUAGCCUCAGCACGUAUCAUGUAUUGAACACGCGAUUGCAUUAUUAACUUAAAAGUAUAAUUUCUUUUGCACUUGUUUCUUAUAUUUUUAAUAGCUUUUUAAAAUGUUUUUCUGUUAUAUUUUUAAACAUAUUCGACAUAUCAAAGUCUUAAAUCACAUAAUAUAUUGCUGUAUAUACUUAAUUACUAAUGUUCUUUAAAUGUAUUGAAAUGGUAAAUGGACAGUUUGGUUAUUUAAUUAUUAAUAAAAGUUAA